AUGCGUAUCUCCAGCCUCGCCGUCCUCCUCUCCGCCGCCUUCUCAGCCUCGGCCUACUGGGAUAUCUCCUAUUACACCGAUGCCAACUGCAAAACCCUGACUGGCGAGGAAAGUCUUGAUAAGCCAGUCAGCUGUCAGAACUUUGAUAGCAGCGUUGCUAUCAAAUCAGUCGACGUUGCCAGCAAUGGCUACACCCUGACCGCAUAUGUUGGAAAGGACUGCAAGGGUGAAGGAUAUUCCCUCCAGGAUGGAAAGUGUGCCAAGGGUGGUUCGAAGAACUAUCCCGAGUUCCGUUCUUUCGAGGUCCCGAAGCUUUGA
Messenger RNA from Penicillium griseofulvum, 318 nucleotides. RefSeq lists its product as uncharacterized. The record is from RefSeq and is a predicted model, not a curated record. The coding region runs from base 1 to 318 and encodes 105 amino acids. NCBI's taxonomy places the organism in Eukaryota, Fungi, Ascomycota, Eurotiomycetes, Eurotiales, Aspergillaceae. The transcript is spliced from 2 exons.